AUGUUAGACCUUAUCAACCAAAAGGACUAAUAAAACUAUUCAAAAGGAAAAAAUCCUAAUAAUUUCACUCCUUUUUUAAAUGGAUUUAGUAAUUCAAAACAAAGAAAAUUGAAAUUAAAAUAUCACAACUCUAUUUCAUAUACACCUCAUCAAAAUAAGUAUUUUGGUUAUUGUUAGUGUCCUAAUUAAAAAGUUAAACACACUUCAUUAGCAAAAGUCUCCAACAACAAAAAUACAACAGAAAUUAAUAAAGAUGUAAAACCAUCACUACCUGUAAGUCUAACAAAUUGUUUUAAUAAACCUAAAACUCCAAAAAUUUCAUUAACCUAAAAUAUUAAUACUGUAAGAUAUAAAAUAUCAGAAAACAAUUUUGAUGAUAAUCUCAUUCCUCAUUUAAGUGGAAGUCUAAAUGAUGCAACUUAAGUUUAUUAAUCUGGAUCUAUUGAAGCUAUGAAAUAUAGAAAAGGAACUUUAGUUAUGGAUAAAUUGAUUAAGUUAAAGAAUAAUGAGCCAGAUUAAUUAAGAUUCACUUGUAGAUACUUAAACAAUAAGAAAAUUAAGUCUCCUCCAUAUAUGGUGAUGUAAAAAUAUGACAUCAUUAAUAAGAUUAAUCAGGAAUAAGAAAGAAAAAUUGCAAAAUCUAUUGAUGAUAGUCUUAUUAAAAGAAUUGUUCCUCUUCCUCAUUUAUAAACACUACCAAACAAAGGUUAGAAUUCAUCCUAUUAAAAUGUUGAUAUUUCAUUAUCUCAAUCUAUUGACUCUUAGAAGAUUAAGGCCUUCAUUUCAUAAAGAUGA
Paramecium pentaurelia is the source of this 795-nucleotide messenger RNA. The record is from the annotation of a GenBank genome assembly. Lineage: Eukaryota; Ciliophora; Oligohymenophorea; Peniculida; Parameciidae.